AAACCAAUAUAAACAUUUAUUAUUUAUUUUCCCUCCUUGAAUCCUCCACAGGAAAAGAAAACGCCAUCUCGCUCUUUCACGCCCACAUCAUCAGCACUUUCUAAACUCUCUCUCUAAGACAAGCACACACACUCGCUCUCUCGAAUGGAGAACGGUCUAUCCGAAGAUCCAUCUGAUUCAACUCAGAGACCCGACUCCGACAAUGACCAACGCCUCUAUUUCGUACCUUACAGGUGGUGGAAAGAUGCACAAGAUUCAACGUCAUUGGGUGAAUCUGAUGGGAAUAAGGGGAUUUUGUAUAUAGGAACUUCAGGAUCUUCCUAUGCGGGUCCAAUGAAGCUCAUCAACAACAUUUUCAGCUCGGAUCUUGUACUUAAUUUGAGGAGAGGAGAGGAAGCUUCGCAGAAUGGUGAAAAUGGUGAAGUGGGUGUCUCAGGACGAGACUUUGCGUUGGUCUCGGCAGAAAUGUGGUUGAAGGCACUCAAAUGGCACAGUGAUUCAAAAGUUGCAUCCAAGUAUGGAAAAACCUUUUCUGCUGCAGAAGAUGAUAUGUCAGACGUUUAUCCUUUACAAAUGAGGCUCUCUGUGCAGCGGGAACUGAAUUCCUUAGGUGUAAAAAUUACCAAAAAGGAUAAUUCAACUGAGCUUUUCAGAAGAGCCUGCAAGAUUUUUACUGCUGAUUCUGAGGCGCUGCGCAUCUGGGACUUUUCUGGUCAAACUACCCAAUUUUUUGUAAAUGACAACAAGUCUCCGAAAGACUGUCAGCGUCAGUCAGAUCAGGAGAUUGUUUUGGAGUUACAAGUUUAUGGACUGUCUGAUAACAUGAAAUGCAGAGAAGGGAAAAAGGAUGAUGCCACUGUACAAUAUUCUAAUGGGACACAUUCUUCCGGAACUUCAACAAUGAUGAAUGGUAGUGCUGGCAGUAUUAGCACCAGUAUUUUUCGUAGUAAUUCUUCAUCCUUCUUUGGAAAGUCUGGAGAAGCUGGCUCAUUGGGAUUGACAGGAUUACAGAAUCUUGGAAAUACUUGCUUCAUGAAUAGUGCCAUUCAGUGCCUAGCACACACACCAAAGCUUGUAGACUAUUUCCUUGGUGAUUAUGGUAGAGAAAUAAAUCAUGACAACCCAUUGGGCAUGGAUGGUGAGAUUGCCUUAGCAUUUGGGGAUCUAUUGAGGAAGUUAUGGGCUCCCGGAGCAUCUCCGGUGGCACCAAGGACAUUCAAGUCAAAGCUUGCUCGAUUUGCUCCUCAGUUCAGUGGGUUUAAUCAACAUGAUUCUCAGGAACUCCUUGCUUUCUUGUUGGAUGGACUUCAUGAGGAUCUGAAUCGUGUGAAAUCCAAGCCUUAUGUAGAAGCCAAAGAUGGAGAGGGCAGACCAGAUGAAGAAGUAGCUGAUGAAUAUUGGCGGAAUCAUGUGGCUCGCAAUGACUCUAUUAUUGUUGAUGUCUGCCAGGGUCAAUAUAAGUCAACAUUAGUCUGUCCAAUUUGCAAGAAGGUAUCGGUUACAUUUGAUCCAUUCAUGUACUUAUCACUACCUCUACCUUCAACGAAUACACGGAGUAUGACUUUGACAGUUGUGAGUACUGAUGGAAGUAGUCAGCCGUCUCCAUAUACCAUUUCUGUGCCGAAGUAUGGAAAAUGUGAAGAUCUUACUCGGGCUCUAAGCCUUGCAUGCUCUUUAGGGAUUGAUGAGACCUUACUGGUGGCAGAGGUGUACAAUAACCGCAUUAUACGAUAUCUAGAAGAACCGGCUGAUUCUUUAUCAUUGAUUAGAGAUGGUGACCGUCUGGUUGCAUAUCGGUUGAAUAAAGACUUGGACAAUGUCCCUUUGGUAAUAUUUAUGCAUCAGCAUAUGGAUGAGCAAUACAUCAAUGGGAAACUUACUUCAAGUUGGAAGGCAUUUGGAAUUCCUCUUGUAGCACCAGUCUGUAAUUUUCAAAAUGGAUCUGAUAUCCGUAAUUUAUAUAUAAAAUUGCUUACUCCAUUUCAAAAACCUUCUGAUGGUACCUUGAGCAGCUGUGAUACCCUUAGUAGCACUGCAGUUGAAGUAGUUACUGGAAUGGAUGACACUAGUUCUGCUUUAGGUGGAAAUGCAGAUCCGUCCAGUGUAGAAGGGGCCAAUAUUUCCUCAAAUUCUGAAGUACAGUUUUAUUUGACAGAUGAGAAGGGAACAGUUAAGGACUCUGAGAUAGUAAUGAAUGAACAAUUACCAGUGGCGGGAAUGCCCAAACGAUUUAAUGUUCUUGUAUGUUGGCCAGAAAAACAUAUUGAACAAUAUGAAACACGCCUUCUUAACUCGUUACCUGAGAUUUUCAAGUCUGGCUUUCUUGCAAAGAGACCUCAGGAAUCUGUUUCUCUUUACAAGUGUCUUGAAGCAUUUUUAAAGGAAGAACCUCUUGGACCAGAUGACAUGUGGUUCUGUCCAAGUUGCAAGAAACAUCGGCAAGCCAGUAAAAAAUUGGACCUUUGGAGGCUGCCAGAAAUUCUGGUUAUUCAUCUAAAAAGAUUCUCUUAUACCCGAUUCAUGAAGAACAAGCUUGAGGCAUAUGUUGACUUCCCUGUUGAUGAUCUAGAUUUGUCAACUUACAUAUCCUACAAAAAUGGCCAGUUAUCUCAUCGUUACAUGCUUUAUGCUAUCAGUAAUCACUAUGGAAGCAUGGGAGGUGGCCAUUACACUGCAUUUGUCCAUCAUGGGGGUGACCGGUGGUAUGACUUUGAUGAUAGCCAAGUUCAUCCAAUCAGCCAGGACAAGAUAAAGACUUCAGCUGCUUAUGUUCUUUUCUACAGAAGAGUUUUAGAAGCUUAAUUUUGGUUGAGAAUCACGUCACAUAGAAAGUAGAUGGUUAGUGAAUUUAUUAACAUAUUGCCGUCUUAGUCUUAUGAGUUCCGUCUAAGAGGGUAGCAUUCUUUUGUUUUUACCAUUAUUUAGUUAAAAUUAAUUAGAUUUAACAAGCAUGGAUGGAAGGGAAGGGGGAUUACAAGCUUUGAAUUAGGUGCAGAGGAGGAUUGUAUCAUAGAAACAAGUUGAGAAGUGAAACACACGAAAACAGACCUUUCUUAUACCUGUAACCUUCGGUGAGAGAGUUUUUUGUAAAAGGGGUUUGCUUUAAACCCCCACUAUGAAAUUGUAUUUUUUUUCGUACUCAUGUAUAACUGUUGUACAACUGAUGAUUGAUAUACUGGAAUCAUUUGAUAAGCAUUUUCUUGGUUAUUAAAUUCAAAUUUGGUCAUAAUAA
Messenger RNA from Jatropha curcas, 3232 nucleotides. RefSeq names its product ubiquitin-specific protease 8 (gene UBP8). The record is from RefSeq and is a predicted model, not a curated record. Gene Ontology annotation, biological process: protein deubiquitination. NCBI's taxonomy places the organism in Eukaryota, Viridiplantae, Streptophyta, Magnoliopsida, Malpighiales, Euphorbiaceae. Gene Ontology annotation, molecular function: cysteine-type deubiquitinase activity.